AUGGCAAGAGACGAAGUGAUCUCGGUGACCCCGGCGGUUUGCCUGAGGGAACAACGAACUGUGAUUGUGGAGGGCCUUGGUGUCCUCACUGUCAGGCUCCGAGACAGGUUGAUUUGGUUGUACGAGGCUUUGGUUCUGCUAUGUGGCCUAACAGAGGCCUGUAAGAGAUUGCAGAACGGCCAAUAUCGCCAAAUUGCUGAAACUAGCGAGCCUGGGGGAAGUUCUCGCACAACUCUGGAGUUCUUCGUCAAUAAAUUGGCUCAGGUCGGUGAUAACCGGCCGUUCGGAGACACGAUCACAGCCCUUGCAAUCAUCCAAAAGCCUGACAAGAUGCAAUACAUUUUUGCAUCCAACCAACGAAACUCGGAGGAUGCUGGAUCUGUAGUGAGGAUUAUACAACAGCUACUUGAUAGGAUGGGUCUACAAACCCGGGUCGACGUUAGAGAUGAUGAUAAAUCUCCACUCUUUCGUGAACUUCUUCGCAGCAUACUUCUUUUCCAUACGCAACGGAUCACCCUCUACAAAUCUCGACUCCAAAAACGGCUGGACCAAUGCAUUGAAGACUUGAAAACCAAGUCGUUUGAAGCAGGUAUUUUCCCCACUAAUCAAGUAGAAGGCGUUUACGGUACUCAUUCACCUGGGGACCCUCUGCUUGAUGAACUCGAAUAUCUCAAGACUCUCACUCGGGCUGGGGAGCCCUCGAAUGAUAACGAAGAUUUCGCUCGUAACUCUGAAUAUUUAAUUCUGGCUGCAAACGGCUUCCUCAAGAGUCCGAUGUACGAAUCAGUCAUUGAAAGAGCCAGAGAAGGACGUUUCGAUGAGUCUGAGCGCUGGUGUGAGCUACAGCAUUUCAUCGGACGGCUUUCUUCGUAUCACGUCGCUGUUCGAGCUAUCAUCUCCAGUCGGAGACGGCUUCACCCGGAUCUGUUCGAAAACUUCGAAAUUCUCUGGUUACCGUCGAGUUCACCCAUGAAUAAUCCAAUGAAUAUGCUCCAGAGCCACAUGGCGGUAAAGACGCAACAAAAGAGGCGUUCAGCAGAGAGUAUUAUUAGACGAAUGAUGUCGAACACAGCGGACCGUAAUGUGACUCUCGAACAGGCCAACACACUUCAAGUCUGUGACUUGGAUAAGUGUAUCAGUAAUCAGUGUCAAAGGAAAUCCUUUCAUCCCAUUGUUCAUUGCGAGAUCUUAUUAUUGCAUUAUCUUUGUCGAGAAUGUUGCGGAGAUCGCCACCACAUCCCGUUCUUCGAUGACGCCAGAUAUAUCGGCUGCAGCAAACCCACUUGCCGGCUGUGCGAGUAUUACUUUGCUGCUCAUAAUAGCGACAUCCGGGUUCGGUCCGGUCACAAGAAUGUCUACUCAAAUUGGACUGUCCCGAAUUUAUUUGUUGACAAUUCCAUCGAAGCCAAGGAAAGAGACAAUCUGCUAGACAGGGUCAUCAGCAAGAUCCGAGAGGAUGCACUUCGUGCUUUGAGAGACAAAACAUCUGAUGGCAAGAGACACGACUCCAACACGCACUCUUCUCACCCAACGUUUCGAUCGACGGAAGCCAACGACCAGACAAACAUGGGAGGUUUGGCGUUGGCAUUAGCAGACUUGUCUCUCGGCGGAGCAGCCAACGCCUUUCAACUCGCUUCACGAGACAAGCAGAGCAUCUUUGCGGAAGCUGUGGGAGACGAGGCGGAUGAGGAAGAUGUUUGGGAAUGUUCUGACAUAGACCUUGCUGAGCACUCUGGCGGUGUGUCACUCUAA
This is a messenger RNA of Colletotrichum godetiae, 1752 nucleotides long. RefSeq lists its product as uncharacterized. The transcript has 4 exons. NCBI's taxonomy places the organism in Eukaryota, Fungi, Ascomycota, Sordariomycetes, Glomerellales, Glomerellaceae. The record is from RefSeq and is a predicted model, not a curated record. The coding region runs from base 1 to 1752 and encodes 583 amino acids.